CUCUCUUCUUCUCUCACUCACUCGUUCUUCUCUCUCUUCUUCUCUUCCCCUCUCUAGCAGACGCCCCCAAUAACAGGAUGUUGAUGCUGGACGGGAUGCCUGCAGUCAGAGUCAAAGCAGAACCUCUGGAAUCUGAACAAGGGUCUCCUAAAGUGCGCAGCUACCCUGCUAUGGAGGCGGUGCCCCUCCUGCUGAGUAAAGUCAAGCCCGAGCCGCCCGAGGACCUGCUCUCGUCCGAGCAGUACCAGGGCCAGACCGAGCCCGUGGACCUGUCAAUCAACAAGCCCCGCCCCUCCCCGCCGUCCGCCACCCAUUCGCCCGUCGCCUCUGCCUUUUCUCCGUCCUCGAUAUCCUCGUCGUCUUCGUCGUCGUCAUCAUCGCCGUCCGUCAUCACCUCCAUGCCCUCGGUGCUGACGCCGGGCCCCCUGGUCGCGUCCCCGCCCACAGGCUGUGGAGGUGGGGGAGGAGGUGGUGGUGGUGGAGGAGGUGGUAGAGGUGGAAAUGGCCAGCAGCAGUUUUUGCACAUCAUCCACCCGGUGCCCCCUCCGUCCUCCAGCCCGGGCAAACCCUCGUCCAUCCACCACCACGGCGCCGGGCACCAUCACCACGCGCACCAUCACCACGGUGGGCACCACCAUCACCAUGGAAAUCACCAUGGACACCACAGCCAUGUGCACCGCAUUCCGGUGGUGGUGCAGUCGCUGCCCCUCUUGUACACGGCGGUGCGCUCCCCCGCCAGCCUCAACUCCACCAUCAUGCUCCCCCUACUGGAGGACAACAAGAACAACAGCAAAGCACAAACAGACCCCAACGGCUUGUCGCCAAGACAAAUCAAGAGUGACAGCGAUGACGACGACCUGCCAAAUGUGACCUUGGACAGUGUUAACGAGACCGGAUCCACUGCACUCUCUAUAGCCCGCGCCGUGCAGGACUCCAUGUCUCCCUUCAGUAUUGAGAGCAUUCGGCGCCCCCAGCGCUCCGAGUCACCUGACUCCAAGAAGAGACGCAUCCACAGGUGCGACUUUGACGGCUGCAAUAAAGUCUACACCAAGAGCUCCCAUCUAAAAGCACACAGAAGAACACACACAGGUGAGAAGCCAUACAAGUGUACGUGGGAUGGCUGCACGUGGAAGUUUGCGCGCUCCGACGAGCUGACCAGGCACUACAGGAAGCACACUGGGGUCAAGCCCUUCAAGUGCGCCGACUGCGACCGCUGCUUCUCCCGCUCCGACCACCUGGCACUGCACCGACGCAGGCACAUGCUGGUCUAACCGGACCGAACCACCUGGACCUGCACCUGCACCGACGCAGAAACAUGCUGGUCUGAGCAGCCAGCAAUGGAGCACAACACCAACACCAACACAAACAACGAGCAGCGCAUCACUCAAAAUGGAUGCCAUAUGGAUCUAUCCUACACACAUGCAUAUGCACACACACACACAGAUUGUCACAUGCACACGAACACACUUAUUACCGCCUUACACACAUACACAGACACACACACACACACACACACACACACACACACACACACACACACACACACACACACACACACACACACAUGCGCACACACACACACACACGCACACACAGAGCGUCGUCCUACAGUAUAUUUGCUCUGCUGGAGAGCAGGCUCUCUCCUCUGUUCCUCUGUGGGGCUCAGCUGUGCUGAGUGCCCUUUGCACCA
Messenger RNA from Engraulis encrasicolus (European anchovy), 1690 nucleotides. RefSeq names its product Kruppel like factor 12b (gene klf12b). The transcript has 5 exons. Gene Ontology annotation, molecular function: DNA-binding transcription factor activity, RNA polymerase II-specific; RNA polymerase II cis-regulatory region sequence-specific DNA binding. Bases 78 to 1271 code for a protein of 397 amino acids. Lineage: Eukaryota; Metazoa; Chordata; Actinopteri; Clupeiformes; Engraulidae. Gene Ontology annotation, biological process: regulation of transcription by RNA polymerase II. The record is from RefSeq and is a predicted model, not a curated record.